AGAUACAGUCAACAUGGGACCCCGAGAACUGGAAGUACUGUCCCAGUAAGGAGAACCCGGCAGACUUGUUGACACGUGGUUUAUCGUGCGGCGACCUUGGAUCUAGUGAACUGUGGUGGAACGGGCCCAAGUGGUUAACCUCACCUGUAGAGGAGCAUCCAGCUCAGAGUUUUUCCAAAGAGGAACCCGAUGACUGCAAGAAAGAGAGAAGAGCGACACAUUCGUGUACAUCUGUCCUAACAAAACCUGUACUGAUAGUGGAUCCAAACCUUUAUAGUACGUGGUUGAAGUUGAUUCGUGUUACAGUCUACGUUCUUAAGGCUGUAAGAUUGUUCAAAGCAAAAACUGUUUCUACUGUGACUGAACUGUCUAGCGAGGAGUUGAAACAAGCAGAGAUGUAUUGCCAUAGAACUGUUCAAAGGGAAGUGUAUUCAGAAGACUACAAGACACUGAAAGAAGGCAAACAGCUGACAAGUAGCAGCCGUCUCCUUCGACUUGACCCAUACUACGACGAAAAGGAUCAAGUCUUGCGAGUAGGAGGACGACUGCAGUUUGCGGACCUUCCUGAAGAGAACAAGCAUCAGAUUAUCUUACCUCAUGGACAUAUCGUUGUACAAAGACUAGUAAGAGAUUUACACAUCCAGCUGUUGCAUGCUGGGCCCGAGACUGUUCUGUCGACUUUACGAAACAAAGUUUGGAUCACUCAAGGGAGAAGAGAGGUGAAAGGUAUCAUUAGGAAGUGUGUUGCUUGUCAGAAGCUUAGAGUGGGACCUUGUGGACAGAAGAUGGGGCCACUACCCAAAGAGAGAGUUCAAUGCUCGCCCUCGUUCACAAAUGUCGGCAUUGACUUCGCAGGCCCAUUGUAUGUGAAGGAAGGUACAAGCACCAAGAAAGCCUACGUGUGCGUGUUUACAUGUGCGUCUUCGUGUAUGGUCCAUUUGGAAUUGACGAACAGUCUCACAACAGACGAGUUUCUACAAGCGCUGAGCCGUAUGACAAGCCGACGAGGUUUAUGCAGUACGAUAUGGUCGGAUAAUGCAAAGACAUUUAAGGCUGCAAGUAAGGAGAUCCAAAAUUUCUAUGGUAAUCCUGCAAAGAAGAGUAACGCUACGUGGAGCAAGCUCGACCAAGACCGUAUUCAGUCAGAAUUGUCGUCCAAAGGAAUAACAUGGAAAUAUAUCACUGAACGUUCGCCAUGGAGAGGUGGUUGGUGGGAAAGGAUGUGCAGAGCUGUUAAGGAGCCACUUUGCAAGGUUUUGGGUAAAGCACUUCUUAGCUUCAGUGAACUUAACACCCUGCUUAUAAAAGUAGAGGCAGUUAUCAAUUCCAGGCCAUUGACAGCAGUAAGUGAUGACCAUAGAGAUCUAUCGCCAAUCACUCCCGCUCAUCUAACCAUUGGAAGAGCACUUGAAAGUUUGCCAAGCCCUACGAAAGACGACCUYGAGAGUUCAACAAAAGGAACAGUCACAAGAUAUUUGUACUUACAGAGAUUGCUUAAUCAUUACUGGAAGCGUUGGGAGAAGGAGUAUCUGCAUAAUUUAACGACAAGAGUCAAGUGGAAGACUACAGAGCCCCCCGUGCAAGUGGGAGACAUAGURCUAGUCUCUGAAGAUAACGUUAGUCGUCUAAAGUGGCCAUUAGGAAGAGUGGAAAAA
Actinia tenebrosa (Australian red waratah sea anemone) is the source of this 1655-nucleotide messenger RNA. RefSeq lists its product as uncharacterized. The record is from RefSeq and is a predicted model, not a curated record. Lineage: Eukaryota; Metazoa; Cnidaria; Anthozoa; Actiniaria; Actiniidae. Gene Ontology annotation, biological process: DNA integration; proteolysis. Gene Ontology annotation, molecular function: aspartic-type endopeptidase activity; nucleic acid binding.